This is a messenger RNA of Phytophthora infestans T30-4, 1089 nucleotides long. RefSeq lists its product as uncharacterized. Gene Ontology annotation, biological process: negative regulation of transcription by RNA polymerase II. Gene Ontology annotation, molecular function: transcription corepressor activity; histone deacetylase binding. Bases 1 to 1089 code for a protein of 362 amino acids. NCBI's taxonomy places the organism in Eukaryota, Oomycota, Peronosporomycetes, Peronosporales, Peronosporaceae. The transcript is spliced from 9 exons. Gene Ontology annotation, cellular component: nucleoplasm. The record is from RefSeq and is a predicted model, not a curated record.
AUGGCGCGCCGCAGCCGCGCCAAUAGCGUCGACGUCGGGCCACGGAGCGAGUCUGAUGAGCGCUCGCCGCUGACACCCAACAGAGCAGCGCUACUGAGGACGCAGAAGAAAGCCAGUCCGUUGCGACUGGAUAGCAACAGUGGCGACGACACAGGCAGUGCAGACGAUCGGGAAGGGCAGAAAGUGGUGCUGGCCGCGUCCAUUUGGCGAGGAGAUAAACCUUCCGAUGCUGCGAAUGCGGAUGUGAAAUUAAGUAAUAUGCGGCGAUAUUUGAGAGCGGCUCGGGCACUGUACGAGAUGCAGUUCCAGAUGAAGCGACCUGCGGCUAUCUUGAAGAUGAAGCCCAACUCGUACGGACUGAAAAGCCGGUCCACAUUCGACACGCUGACAGCGCUGGUGUCUCCACUCCGGGGUCAUCAGGUUCUAGACGACUGGACGGGACUUGAAGUUGGUCUGUUUGAGGAGGCGUAUGAACGCUUCGGAAAGGAUUUCUAUGCAAUUGCUGAACAGCUUCCCAGGAAGACAGUGAAGGACAUAAUUGCGUUCUAUUAUUUCUGGAAGAAGCACGGAUCAUGUGCAAAGACUCGAGAUGAUGGCAAUUUGUCGGAUGAUUUCUUGCCGGAACCUGAGCCGAGCGUAUCAAGUGAGACGCUCAAACUCAUGGAUUGCCUUCGAAAGCGACAGAUCUACAUUCAAGAUUACCUUGACGCCGCACGAGCAAUGUAUGCCCCCCGACCGGCUUACGCGUCUCACCACAAGAGGCAGAAGAUUUCUGAAUUUGGCUUGCAGCGGGUGUCUGUCUUCCAGCAAGGUCUCAAAGGGUUAUCACCGUUGCGUGUUCCAUCUGUUCUAGAUACGUGGACUCCUUUUGAGAUCAGAGUGUUCGAGGUUGCGAUUGAGUGCUACGGCAAGGAUUUCACGCGAAUUGCUGAAGUGAUUGGCAGCAAGUCGUGCGCAGACGUGAUCGCAUUCUACUACGUCUGGAAAAACGAUUCGCACUAUCAAGUCGUGAAGAACCGAUGGGAGAGGAAGAACGAGGGGCGCACACCGAAGAAAUCGCUCGCGGACUCAAAAGCUAAAUGCGCAUGA